This is a messenger RNA of Acanthochromis polyacanthus (spiny chromis), 7226 nucleotides long. RefSeq names its product zinc finger and BTB domain containing 45 (gene zbtb45). Bases 22 to 2058 code for a protein of 678 amino acids. Gene Ontology annotation, molecular function: protein binding. Gene Ontology annotation, biological process: regulation of cytokine production; regulation of immune system process; negative regulation of transcription by RNA polymerase II. The transcript is spliced from 5 exons. Lineage: Eukaryota; Metazoa; Chordata; Actinopteri; Pomacentridae. The record is from RefSeq and is a predicted model, not a curated record.
AGCGACUCACCUCCUCCUGCCAUGGUGUCCGGCACAGAAACCGUGCACUACAUCCACCUCCAUAACUCCAGCCAGUCCGUGCUGGAAGCCCUGCGCACCCAACGCCGCGAGGGCCUGUUCUGCGAUGUGACCGUACGGAUACACGACGCCUCGCUGCGCGCCCACGCCUGCGUCCUGGCAGCCGGCAGCCCCUUCUUCCAGGACAAGCUGCUGCUGGGUCACUCUGAAAUCUCCGUGCCCCCGCUGGUGCCCGCUGAAACGGUGAAGCAGCUCGUGGAUUUCAUGUACAGCGGCUCGCUGGUGGUGCUGCAGUCGCAGGCCCUCUGCAUCCUCACUGCCGCCAGCAUCCUGCAGAUUAAGACGGUCAUCGACGAGUGUACACAGAUCAUCUCUCAGAGGAAGGCGGCGGCAGGAGCGGCGAGUGCAGCUGCAGCAGCGGCCGCAGCGGCAGCAGCAGGAGGAGGGAUGCUUGGAGGAGUUCUGCCUAAGCAAGAAGAGCGCGGCGGGGGCAAAGGGAGGGAUAGCAGUAGCAGUGGAAGCUGCUCUGUUGGCGGUGCAGGUGGAGGUGGGGGAUAUGCAAACUUCUCCAACUUCAUGGCCGAAUGCGGGGCUAGCAACAUGGGUGGAGGGCUGGGUGGUGCCAGUGUUAGUGUCAGUGAGAGCGGCCCAGGCCCGAUGGAUCAAGCUAACACUGUCAAUCUGAUGGCGUUGGGCGACAUGGGCCCCGGCUCCAUGUGUGGCAGCGAUGGGAUGGGCGCUGGGCCAGGCACAAUCCUCAUGAAGCAGAGCUCCAGCUGUACUCAGGACGUAAGGUACAAGCUCCGAGACCUGUUGGCACAGACGGCCAACGGAGCCAGCACUAGUAGCACAGGGAACCUCUCGGCUGGCUGCAGCUCCGGUGUGGGCAGCGUGGACAGCAUUGGCAGGGACAGCCUCCGCGGCAACACAGCUGACCUCUCUGACGACCUUGUGGGGAUAGACAGAUACAGCGAGGAGGAGGACUUGGACGGGAGAGAGCGGGGAAGAGAUGGAGACAGAGACAGGGGGGUGAGCCACAGCCGCAAGCAGAGGCAGCCGCUAAGACUCCAGGUGCUGGGAGGCGAGGGAGUGGUGGUGAAAGAUGAAGGGGUGCAGGACACAGAUGGGACUGUCUACGCCUUGGAGGACGGGAGGCGAGAUCAAGAGCAGGAGGGCUCCCAGGAAUCGAUGCCAAGCUUCGGACAGGAUUUCUACGAUGAGCAGGGUGUGUUUUCCGAGAGUUUCUGGCCCCAGAGCGAGCCUCCUCAGGCCAUGGCUUUCAACCCCAGAGGAAGGGUCAACAAGCCUCUGACUCCACCUCCGACCACACAGUCCAUCAACAACCAGCUUCUGUUUCAGUACCCAGUGAGCCAGUCGCAGCCAGCUCCGUUUUAUGUCGGUGGGCCCAUGGGUGGGAUUGACAGCAUGGCGGGGACUGAGCCCAGUCAGCAGGCUCCGCCCCCCACUCCAAUGACCCCGGCCCCGCCGCCCUCCACCUCCUCUUGCUCCGCUGGGCCAUCCCCUUCAUCCCAGGGAUCCGAGACCUCGUUCGACUGCAUGCACUGUGGCAAAUCUUUACGUUCCAGGAAGAACUACAGCAAGCACAUGUUCAUCCACUCUGGUCAGAAACCUCAUCAGUGCUCCAUCUGCUGGCGCUCCUUCUCCCUGCGGGACUACCUCCUCAAACACAUGGUGGUGCAUACUGGCGUCAGGGCCUUCCAGUGCACCAUGUGCGGUAAGCGGUUCACCCAGAAAAGCUCCCUCAACGUGCACAUGCGCACACACCGUGCUGAGCGCACCUUCCAGUGCAACGUGUGCCACCGGGCUUUCACCCACCGCACCUUGCUGGAGCGCCAUGCCCUGCAGCACGCCCACCACGCCCCCCAGACCCCGGGCCAGGGCCAAGGGCGUGGAGCCGACAUGACCUCACCUACCAAGCACAGUCCUCCAGCUAUGGGAGGGCCCUCAGGUAUGGCUGGCGCGGCUGGCAUGGUUGGUAGCAUGGCCAACAUGCCCAGCCAUGGAGCUUCCUCCACCUAGAAAGAGAGCGAUGAAAAGUUAAAGGGGAGAGAAGGGGAGGUUAGUGAGCGAGCCCAUUCCUUGAACCAACACUUAUUUGGUCCUAACAGCCUUGUUGAUCUUUUGUUCUGGUGGAAGAGCGCUUACAGGUCCCCAUUGUUUUUAGCUUAAAGCCACCUUCAAUCAGGGUUCCUACACAGGGCUGGAAGGCCUUUUAAGUUUGAAAAUAUUGUAAAUGUAUAAAGUGUUUUGGAAUUGCACAAAAAUCCUGGGAAAGUUUGAGAGGAGAAAAAAAGAUUCCUUUUCUGGAAACCCGUCGUAAAUAGUUGUAGCCCUACUGUCAUUUCCUGUGUUGUGACAUUUGUUGCCGUGAGGAUUAAUCAUCAGCUGUAGAGCAGCAUCGCUAGCAAUCACACGCCUCAUCGAAUAGCCAUCCAGAAAAAGUCUUGAAAUGUGUAGGAACCCUGUUUCAAAGAGACCAGAGACUCACCAAAGAGGUUAGGAAAACAGCCGGGUUUGGGUGAGGAGGAGGGAGGGUGUGGCGUUUCUAGGUGGAGGUGGGGGUGGGGGGUGGGAUGAAGAUUGGUGUUAAAAGGAGUUGCAUGUUAGGGGUGGGUGGGGCGGGCAUUGUGCAAGGUUUGAUUCACUCUCAAUUCAUUUAAUUCAAUCGAUUCUCCUCGUCGAACCUUUAAGUCCUAUAAAUCAACCAUGAAAAUAACAGGAGCAACGAGCUCAUGUGACGGUUGUAGCAAAUGGUUUUGUUGGAGACAUCGGCAAAUACGUGAGUAAAAUGUUGUCCUAACUAAUAGAUGAAGCAAUUCUAAAAGGAGCCAUAGCAUAAAGAAUUUAUUUUUAAGGAUUUUAUCAUCAUAUUUUGCUGCCUCUUGUGUACUAGCAAGGUAGCGCGAAAAUGUCAGUUAGCAUUACUAUUAUUAACAUGUUUGUUGUCCAGCUUUUUUUAUUAUCCUCCUUCUGAUUCUGAUACUUGCAUAUGUAUAUUAAUUAUAUACUUGACCAGUUUAGUAUGUCAGUGAAAACUAGCCCUUGCAAAGUAGUGCUAUCUAGCUAGCUUGCUAGCUAUAGCUGAUGGCCUGAAUCAGCCAUAAGUAUUGCACCGUGGAACCAGUGGAGCCUUCAGUCUACAAAGAAAAAAUAUUUUUCAAAUUAAAUUUCAGUGAGUAAGUUAAAGAUUCAUUUAAUGAAGCUGAUCAGUGUGGUCCAAUGUAAACAGUUUUACAUGACAAAAGUCUUGUAAAGACUCAGCACUUCGAGCACAGAUCAGAUAGUCCUGCUUCAUGUCGUUCGUUUAUUUUGCUUCCACCAGUUUUCAUAUUAAGAUGUUUCCAACUUAAGGCAAAGUCCUACAAGGUCAGUUUGAUGUCAGGGUUAGGUUAGGAGUGAACAGUUGUUUGAUUUCUUAUAGAAAUCACAGUUUUCCCUUUGAUAACUGCUUCAUUUCAAAGGCUGCAGGUGGGAGUGUAAGUUCUUCAGCACAUCUGACCAGUGGUUUAAACCGACUCACCACAUUUUAAGUCUACUCCACAGUAAAUAGUGAACUGCUUGAUUUAAAAUACGGAUAUUAAUGCUGAAACAAUUCCUCGAGUUAAUCGUUUACUAAAAUUCCUUGUGGCAAAAUUCUCAGAAUCGAGGCUUCGUUUAAUCCACUACAUACUAGACCCAACGUCACUAACUAGUCCGGACUCAGACUUCAUCUGAUACAGACUCAGACCUAUAAUCAAUAAAUUAAAAGGGGAUUUAAAUUUGACGGAGCGCUUCUAUUUUAACCCUCAUGUCGUCCUGUGGGUCAAAAUUUACCCGUUUUAAAGUUUGAAAAUGUGGAGAAAAAAAUAUAUAUUUUCACAGUGAAACUUCUGAUGUCCACAUUUUCAACAACUUUGAGAAAUCCUUGAACAUUUUUGGUGACAAAAAAAAUGUUGAAAAUGUUUCUUAAGAACAUUCACAAAAAAAUCAACCAAAAUCCAGGGAAUUUGCUGGAUUUUUUUUGUGAAUGUUCUUAAAGAAAGUAUUAGAAGUUUUACUGAUUUAUAUGUCAUCACUUCAGAUAUUUUUUACGGGGCAACUUUUGUAGUGUUCACAAUAUUUAGCAGAUUAGAGGACUGUACCAGUUUAAUAUAGUCGGGCUUUCUUUGUGCGAGUCAACCAAAACUAAAACCUCAGUCAGGGUUAACAGGGAUGAAGGUGGUUUUCAACAUAGAGAAAAUAGGUCAGUUGCCAAAGAUAAAACAACAUAUUGUACAUGACAUGGUAUGAAGAGCGACAAAGCCAGCAUUUGGUGCUUAUGAUGGUCGCUUAAGUCAAUAACAGGACAGUCAAAGCCGUUGGUGUCAGCCGGAGCUCAGAGAUUUAAUAUUCAGUUUAUAUUAUUAUUUUCAUUUUCUAUUCGGUUAAGUUUGUGCUCCUCUCCUCCAUUUUGUUGGUUCCCUGCAUCGUGUAAAAACAGCAGCAUUGAUGACACCGCCACCUUUCUGAGAAGUUCUGAGAUUUUAUGUGCACAUAUUCACUUGAGCUCAAAAGGCUGCCUGUGUAAACAAUGCCUCAGUUUUUACUCUUUAACAGAGCUGCUGUUUUUCUGAUGAAGUGCACCGAUGGAUAUUUUUACCAAAUCCUACAGACAUGCACUACCGUUCAAAAAUUUGGGGUCGUUUAGAAAUGUCCUUAUUUUUGAAAGAAAAUAUUUUUUUUCCAACAAUAAAUUAAUCAGAAAUACAGUCUAGACAUUGCUAAUGUAUUAAAUGACUAUUCUAGCUGGAAACAUCUGAUUUUUAAUGGAAUAUCUCCACAGAGGUACAGAGGAACAUUUCCAGCAACCAUCACUCCUGUGUUCUAAUGCUACAUUGUGUUAGCUAAUGGUGUUGAAAGGCUAACUGAUGAUUAGAAAACCCUUGUGCAGUUAUGUUAGCACAUGAAUAAAAGUGUGCAUUUUCAUGGAAAACAUGAAAUUGUCUGUGUGACCCCAAACUUUUGAAUGGUAGUGUUGUUUAAGCAACAUGUACAGCCAGUUAUGUGUAGUUGGACAGCUAACGUUAACGACCUUUGAAUGCACCUUUUGGUAUAUUUGAGAUUUAGAAAAGGACCUCCUGAAAUAAGUGAAUUGAAUGUGAAUGGAACCCGGCAUCAUUUAGGAGGGGAUGAGGGCGACAAAGAAGAUUGUUGAUGAAUGAAUCGACGGGGAAGAAAAAUAGUCAAGUGAGACUGCAGCAGUAGGGAGGGGAGGGAGGGAAAGGGAGGUGGGGUGGGGUAGGAGGAGAAGGAGGCGGGAUGCACAGCAGCGUGAAUGAAAUUCACCAUCAUCCAUCAGACCGCUUUGUAACAUUUUCCACAGGCGCCACCGUUCGGCCCCAGGAUCAUAUACCUCGAACCAGGAUGAGCCCCUGACGGCUCAGAGGGACACUAUUUUCUCAUUUGAAAUGUUUGGGAAACAUUUCGGCAUGUUUUACACACACACACACACCUACAAUUACCUCGGUGGUCCAAAGACAGGCAUUAUGCUUCACAUCUUUUAAGCUACAUCAAACGAAGAAACCGUGAAAACUAAAGCUACGAUAGAUCCAUUUACUUUUGAAAGCUUGCUAAAGUAAUUCUGUGUAAAAUUCCUGUACAUCACUAUAACGCUCAGUUUGUUAUUUGUUGCUCAUGUGAUUCUUUGAUGCAGAAAUAAGGGAGAGCAUUAAAAAAAAAAGUCUUUUCAAGAGAAAGAGCCAUUCGGAGGAGGUUAAACUUGGAUGAAUAACUAUGACAAAUCAGUGACUAUUAUCAGGAUUUUUAUUGAGUGUUUGGUUGUGUUUGUCUUUUGGGGCUCUGGUUAAUAAUAAAUGGGAAGUGUUUGUUGCUUAAAAAAAUAAAAGCUUUUUUCAUGGCACUAUAAAAAAACAACUUUUCAACCUUUUAGUAAAACUAAAUUAAUCAUGAAAAUGUACAAUCACCCCUUCAAAUUUGGACAACGUCGAACGUGUGAUAAUGUAAAUUAUCACAUUAAUAUUUAUGACGAUUUGAUCUCUAUGCACAAUUAAGUUUGCACAUCAUGUUACUGAGACCUAGGUGGUGUUGUCCCCUAAAGUAUUUGGCCUAAGAUUGGUUUUUUAUUUUACUUUUUUUUUAACACCUUAAAGGUGUUUUUUAAAAAGACCUAAUGUGUCCCUGCUUUUUGCUCAUUUUCCUCAGUGUUUGUUAGUCGAAGCAUUAUAUAAUAUCCAGUAGUUUUCUUCGACUUUGUAAGAGCCUUCUAAUUGCCAUGAUUUUAUAAGUGGACCUCCCUAAUAUUUGAGAAAUUUUGAGCUUUGAGAAUUUUUGCGAGUGAUGAAAUAAUUUGACAAAAAAAUCACUUUAAUCGAGACUUCAUUUCAUUUAAAAAAGGAAAAAAAAAAGUGAAUCCAGCUAAGAUUAAAAUUCUUUCUGCCUUGACUUCACUAUAAAUAUUGACAUAAAAUGUCCCACUUCAAUGUGGAAAAAAGCUGCUUAUUUACACAGAGCAGGCCUGGCAGCGUGCGAGCGUUGGCUUCUGAACGUUGCAAACUAACUUGCAGACUCAGUAGUUUGUUUCUCCAGUGUUGUGGUUUAAAAAGAGUUAAAGUGAAGCUGGACUGAAACUCCUCCAACUCGCUGUCAGUUAUAAGCUAUAUAGAAAUUUUACCGCCAAAACUUUGGUGCUUUCUUUUUUUUUUUUUUUUGAAAAUAUUUACCUCAUUAGCCAGUUGCCAACGCCGCGCUGUGGUCUGGGUUUGGUAAAUAAGCAGUGUUGAGCUGUUUCAGAGGUUUGAUCUAUCCUCAGCAGUGGAAGUGGUUUUGGUGCAUUUUGUCUGAGGCGGACCCUUGUACAGUACUGUAAUAUGUGUGCUUUGAAGCCAUGUCAGCGCAUUGUAACGUACUGUGUUAUGCCUUUUUUUCUGUUCUCUGUUUUGUGUUUUAUUGAGACGGAUGAUAAUUGUUUUUCUACAUUAAUAUUUCUUUAACAGAGGUUAAAUAUGUCAGAAGAAGAAACAGUCAUUUUAUAAAAAAAACACUUGUCAUCGUAAACAUACAUCUUUUAUGUAUAAAAAGACUAAAGGCAUGAUUUUAACUUUUUCUGAGAACUUAGAUGUCGUACUCAAUGAAUUAAUUGAAUUUUAAAAAUGAGUGAUUUCAAAGAUUUCUUUCUCCAAAUAAAAAGUCUUCUAUGGCUCCCAGCCAGA